UGACACAUCUCCUCAUCGAUCUCCUGUUAUAGAUAACAAUUAUUAUGAAGAGGAGGAAGAAGAGGAAAUGGAGUUGCCCAGGAAAAGGCAGUGUUUAGGACUAUGUCCUAUCCAUUGCACAAAAAAUAAUUAA
This is a messenger RNA of Entrophospora sp. SA101, 133 nucleotides long. The record is from the annotation of a GenBank genome assembly. NCBI's taxonomy places the organism in Eukaryota, Fungi, Glomeromycota, Glomeromycetes, Entrophosporales, Entrophosporaceae.